AUGUUAAGUCCGAAUAAAUUUUUGUUAUGUCGUGAUUGUUUUGCAUCGCACUACCCGGAAGAAAGUAAUCGGGCAAUAGUUAUCGUUCAGUUUCCACCAAGUGAUAAUCAAUCAAAAUGCGCUUUAUAUUUUAUUAAUACGUCGGGCCUUCCAGCGUUAAGCUACGCAACUACUGGAGAUUCCAAACGUCAGACUAAUAAAAUCAAAUAA
This is a messenger RNA of Funneliformis geosporum, 210 nucleotides long. NCBI's taxonomy places the organism in Eukaryota, Fungi, Glomeromycota, Glomeromycetes, Glomerales, Glomeraceae. The record is from the annotation of a GenBank genome assembly.